AGUCCCCUACUCCCUAUACAGUGAUGCAUACACACACAAAAACACUCUCUGUUUCUUUUGCUUUUUCCUGCAAAUCUCAGAGAGGGGGAGAGAGAGAGGGUCUGAGGCGAUACAGAGAGAUCACAGAGAGAGGAAAGGAACGAUCUCGAGAUUUACUCCAUGAAAUCUUCGUGGAUCAGCGUGAUUUAAUACAAAGGCGGCGACAAUUGAAGGGGGAGGGAGAAUUAUCGAACACACAUUUCGUCGUCAUCGUCGAUGUGGAAAUGGUUCGGAAACCAAGGCGGACGGCAGGGAUUGAGCGUUGUUUGAUUCGGAAAUAGCCCCACAAGCACUGGGUCUCUUUAAUACAAAUGCUUCAGUCUGGUAGUAGCGGUUUUGCCGCGUGAAACCGCGUUUCUGAGGGGUCGAAGUGGGUUUUUUUUUGUGUUUGGGGGAUGGUCAGGCGGUUUUAUCUCUUUCUACGGAGAAUUAAAGAGGGGCGGCAAAGGACGGCGCAAUAGAGUGGUGUGUAUUGGUGUUGGGUUUCGGGAAGAACGCGAGAGUGGGUUCCUGGAUUUUGUUGGGUCUGGUGGAUUUUUGAAAGUCUGAGAGGUUGUUUGCGAGUGAAGAAAAGAGUUCCUUUUAGUGUUCGAAAGCGGUUUUCCGGGCUGUUUUUUUGGUUGUUUUGGUGUUUCUUUUUCUGGGUUUUGUGCUCUGAGUAUUGGGGGGAUGAAGUUUAUGAAGUUGGGAUCGAAGCCGGAUGCAUUUCAGGCGGAUGGCAAUUGUAUCAGAUAUGUAGCAUCUGAGCUGACAACCGACAUUGUUAUAAAUGUUGGGGAUAUAAAGUUUUAUCUCCAUAAGUUUCCUCUAUUGUCCAAGAGCAAUCGCUUGCAAAAGCUGGUACUGAAAGCCAACGAGGAGAACACUGAUGAAGUUCACAUUGUUGAUUUUCCAGGCGGACCAAAAGCCUUUGAGAUUUGUGCUAAAUUCUGCUAUGGAAUGAUAGUAACCCUCAAUGCUUACAAUGUUGUUGCUGCUCGAUGUGCAGCGGAGUAUCUUGAGAUGACAGAGGAUGCUGAUCGUGGGAAUUUAAUUUUUAAAAUUGAAGUUUUUCUAAAUUCCAGUGUCUUCCGCAGUUGGAAAGAUUCUAUUAUUGUCCUCCAGACAACAAAGUCUCUUCUACCAUGGGCCGAAGAGCUGAAAGUUGUAGGUAGAUGUAUUGAUUCCAUUGCUUCCAAGACAUCUGUAGACCCAUCCAGUGUCAACUGGUCAUAUACCUAUAACCGAAAAUUAGCAGUGGGAGAGAUUACUGAGCAUGGGACCAGAUUACAGCAGAGAAUACAAUCUGUUCCCAAAGACUGGUGGAUUGAAGAUAUAUGUGAGCUAGAUAUUGAUCUGUACAAGCGGGUGAUGGUUGCUAUAAAAUCAAAGGGAAGAAUGUCUGGAGAUGUGAUAGGGGAGGCUCUCAAGGUUUAUGCCAUCAGAUGGUUGCCUGAUUCCAUUGAUGCCCUGGUUUCUGAUGACUAUACCCGAAGGUAUAGGUCUUUAGUGGAAACAAUCAUUUGGUUGCUGCCUUCUGAUAAGGGUGUUGGCUGUUUGUGUAGUUUUCUGCUAAAACUGUUGAAAGUUGCCAUCUUGGUUGGAGCUGGUGAUGCAGCAAGGGAAGAGCUUGUAAAGAGGAUCAGUUUACAUUUGGAUGAAGCAUCAGUAGGUGAUUUGAUGAUUCCUGCCCGUUCUCCUGACACUACUGUCUAUGAUGUUGAGCUGGUGCAAAACAUUGUGAAUCGGUUUUUGAUGCAAAAUCAAUGUACUCGGGAUUUGGGUUACAUUGAGAAAAAUGAGAAAGGUGAAGAUUUUGUUUUAGGACGAGGUUCCUGGCUGAAAGUUGGCAAACUGAUUGAUGGGUAUCUUGCUGAGAUUGCUUCUGAUCCAAACCUUUCACUCUCUAGCUUCACUAGUCUGGCAAAAUCAAUUCCUGAUUCAGCUAGACCAAUUCAUGAUGGGUUAUACAAGGCAGUUGACCUCUACCUGAAGGAGCAUCCCAAUUUGACGAAAGGUGAGAAAAAGAGCAUUUGUGGGUUGAUGGAUGUCAAGAAGCUGACAAUGGAAGCAAGCAUGCAUGCAGCACAGAAUGAGCGUCUCCCACUCCGUGUGGUUGUCCAGGUUCUGUUCUUUGAGCAGGUCAAAGCAGCUUCAGCGGGAUACAAUGCCCCACAAAAUGUAUCUCGUGAUAGUUCACAAUCUACGACCAACACGGAGGAUUGGAAUAGGACAGACACAGAGGACUACAAAUUGCUCAAGAAACAGAUGAAUCACAUGAAGAUCCAUGAUGAAGAUUGCCAGGAAAAUGGGGAGAAGAAAAGCAAGAAGGGUAGCAAAAAUAGAGGUGGUGCAUUGUUGCCAUCUCGAUCAAGGAGGAUCUUCGAUAAGUUGUGGGUUGGCGGUAGAGGACAUCAUGAGAACAGAAGCUCUGAUACAUCUGGGAGUUCUCAGAGCCCAACAUCAGUGAAUCCUGGGGAGACCAAGUCAUCCGUGUCCUCCUCAAGACAAAGGCAUUCCAUUUCUUAAGAAUUUGGAGUGUACCUAGAUUACUGAAGAAUGUAAUAUCCAAUUGUAAAAAGUGGUAGUUAUUUUGUUGAAGCUAAUUUAUGUAUCUUUCUGCUUAGUUAAUAGUUAUCCAAAGAAUGAAAAGAAAGGCUUUUGUGUUUGGCAUUGAUGCUGCAUAUACAGCACCUUUUUCGUUUUCUGAUGCGGGUUGGAAAAUGUGUUUUUUGUUUGGAAACGUUGCUGUCAGGACGAUUCCUGGGGCAAUAGUAACACCUGUUUGAUACCAGUUCUCCAUAUUUGUUUUCA
Molecule: messenger RNA, 2832 nt
Organism: Nelumbo nucifera (sacred lotus)
Lineage: Eukaryota; Viridiplantae; Streptophyta; Magnoliopsida; Proteales; Nelumbonaceae
Product: phototropic-responsive NPH3 family protein NPY1-like
Molecular function (GO): protein binding
Source: RefSeq, a predicted model, not a curated record